AUGGGCAGUGCAAAUCUCACGUUCGGUAAAUCUGAUGAUAUUAUUCAAUGUGUUAGUGAAAAUUUAGAACUAUUACGUUUACCAUGCUCUGCUCAUAGAUUGCAAUUGGUUGUCAAUGAUGGUAUUGAAGAUACAACUGCUGCCUUGACAAAGUUGCAAAAUCCAGGCAUAUGGUCCAAUUUUUUGAUGAGUCUAGCUUUGGAUGCACGUUUUAAAUUUCAAUGGAUAACUGAUCAUCUUUUAUUAUCUGAUUUAACAAAAAACAAUAUUAUUUCAACUAUUAAACAAUAUAUUGUUGACGCAUCCAUACAACUUAAUUCAAAAGAUAACAUUAUUAAUGCUGGUGUUCAGGUGAUGCCUAAAGAAGCUAGCAACAAUAAGACAAUUACACCAUUUUCUGAUAAGGAAAACAAAAAAUGUUUAUUUCCAGCAUUAAAAAUUGGCUCAUUCAAAAAAGCUACAUCAACACCAGUUGAACGUGUGUUUCCUCAAAGCGGCCUUUUAAUGAGACCGCAUCGUUCAAAAUUUUCACAAGCUAAUGUUUGCAUUUUAACAUCUUUACAGUACAAUAAGACAGUAAUUUAA
Molecule: messenger RNA, 585 nt
Organism: Didymodactylos carnosus
Lineage: Eukaryota; Metazoa; Rotifera; Eurotatoria; Philodinida; Philodinidae
Source: the annotation of a GenBank genome assembly